AUGAGCCCAAUGGCUGGACCACAAGACGACAAAGCAGCACCGGCGAAGGAGGAUAAGAUUCUCGCGAUGCUUAAUGCGCUCUCGUCGCGCAUGGAGCGCAUGGAGGCGAGCCAGAUCAAGCUCGAUGAAGACAAGCGGAUGCGAGGGGCCAUCGAGAUUGGCUUGUUCGCAUCGUCACUCGGCGUGAACCUCGGUGCGGCAACGAUGCGAAUCGAUGCGCUCGAGCAGCCUGAACGGAAACCGCCGGCCAGAGCGCCGCUCGUGCGCGCUCCGACGCCGAGUCAGGAGUACUCGACGUUCCACUCGCUCGACCCUCGCUUCCCGGCAUUGUCACCGCAGCCGCAGCAAAUGCGUGCAUGUGCACCAGCCGCUGCGCCAGCGCAGAUGCAGAGACGGCCGAGGAGCACGCUGCUGAUCACGCCGCAGCGUAGGCACUGA
Molecule: messenger RNA, 438 nt
Organism: Peronospora belbahrii
Lineage: Eukaryota; Oomycota; Peronosporomycetes; Peronosporales; Peronosporaceae
Source: the annotation of a GenBank genome assembly